Molecule: messenger RNA, 2694 nt
Organism: Osmia lignaria (orchard mason bee)
Lineage: Eukaryota; Metazoa; Arthropoda; Insecta; Hymenoptera; Megachilidae
Product: ubiquitin-conjugating enzyme E2 J2
Source: RefSeq, a predicted model, not a curated record
UAUAAUUCCUGUUUGCAUCCUUUAGCUAUACCAUGAUGUUAUGUAAUUCGAAGUUGAUGCUAACAGGUGGUACGUUUUGUAUUGUCCAUUUAUAUUAAAGAAAAAUUGUAAUUGAAAAAUUACUGAAUGACCUGCAUAUAUUGAUUAAUAUGUGAAGAAUGAUGAAAUUUAAGGACAUCUAUGAAUUUUUAUUUAAAAAAUAGAUAACCAGGAAGCUGAAAACAUGGAAAAAAAUGAUUUGUUCAUCAGUCAGGUGUCAAUUAAAUGCAUACCAUUGCAUGAACUUGGCAGCACUGUAGAGAAACGAAAUAAUUCAGUGCAUUUCAUAGUCAUAUGUUUUCUGUCGUGAAAGAGUUGCUGUCAAAUUUGGUGUUAUUCGUGAAUAUUCUAUGAAUGAAUAAAUACGAUUCAUCAUGAACAGUUGUCAUUUUAGCGACAACUUAUUAUCUUCAUAGUUCUGCAUUUUUAUUACUAACUUAUCGAGAGGAACGUAACCUGUUUUUUUAAAUCGCUAACAAUUGAUUCGUCAGCUUAUUCAGGUUAUUGUAAACCGUAAGAAUUUUAACAAGGAAUAGAUAAAACACAUUGCAAAAGUUAGUGAAUCAAAACCUAAAAUACCACGUGGUAAAUGUCAUUUUUUGCAUGGUAUUUCUGCACCACAUUUAACCUGCAAGUAUUACAGUAAAAACUGAGGAUCAAAAGAUUUCACUAAGGAAGUAGUGUGCUAAAGUAUUACAAAUACUUGCCAAUUAGUUAAACAUUCUGUAGUCAAUAUGAAUAGAACAACAAAUAGUGCGACGGCAAGACUUAAACAAGAUUAUUUGCGCCUUAAGAAAGACCCUGUGCCGUACGUUCUUGCAGAACCAGUACCAUCAAAUAUACUAGAAUGGUAUAUAUCGCAUUACGUAGUAAAAGGUCCAGAGAAAACCCCUUACGAAGGAGGAUUUUAUCACGGCAAACUUAUAUUUCCUGGAGAAUUUCCAUUCCAACCUCCUAGCAUUUACAUGACUACUCCGAAUGGCCGAUUUAAAGUUAACACAAGACUAUGUUUAUCCAUUUCUGAUUUUCAUCCUGACACAUGGAACCCAGCAUGGAGCGUAUCUACUAUUCUCACAGGACUACUUAGUUUCAUGAUAGAGAAAAGUCCCACCCUAGGAAGCAUUAACACAACAGAUUAUGAAAAGAAACAGUUAGCUGCGCAAAGUUUGGAGUAUAAUUUAAAGGAUAAGAUGUUCUGCGAACUCUUUCCAGAAACUGUUGAGGUUAUAAAAGCCGAAUUAGAACACCGAAAAGAAUUAGAAAAACAGGCGAGGCAUCAAUCGACAGCAUCUGAAGUUUCGUCCUUGAUACGUGACCAAUUACAAAGAGAACAAAGUCCUUUGCAUAGUGCACUUACUAAUCUCAUUGUCAUUAUAGGCUUUGCAGCAUUUGCUUAUACAGUUAAAUAUGUAUUAAGGAGCAUUGCUAUGGAAUAAGUUACAAGUGAAUACAUAGGAUUUGUCUCCAUUAUUUAGGUAAAAUAAGUAAAACGAAAGUUGUGAUAACAAUGCGUGCAGAUCUUGAGGAAAGGAAUGAGAAACUUGAUCGAAAGAUAGACUUCUAGAGUUCAAUAUACCUGGUCGUCUGUUUACUGAAUUUACGUCGUAUUACUGAAUCUCUUGAUUUCAAAUAUGCCAGUAUACUAUGGGUGUUCGAUAGAUUUUUAUAUCAAAGUUACUUGUAAAAUACAUGUUGUAUUAUACUUGAAAAUUUUAGACAUUAUAAUCGCGAGACAAGAGUAACUCGAGGGUUUAGCGUUAGAAACGAAAAAAUAUCAAUAAGUUUUUAUCCGUUUCCGAGAGUUUAAUGCUGUUGAUUAAUUCGAAUCGGUUUGAUUAACACCAUUGGCUUUGAAUCGAGUUCUGUUACGCGAAUUUCCAAAGCGUAGUUCGUCAGUGAACUAUAUUUAGUAAUUAUUUGGUAAAUUAUAAAAGGGAGAGAGGGAGAGAGUGAAAGAGGUAGUAUAAUAAAAGAAGAAAAAAAAAUCGUAGGGGCUUCCCACCAUUAUGAAUGAAUUACUGGGCACCAAAUAAUCUCGUUACAACUUUCGUACUGGAAUUUUGUCCUGAUGACAACAUCAAUGAAACAAAAAGUAAUUGCACAAAUGAAACAGUCGACGUUUGCCUCUGCGAUGUGCCAAUAAAACUAAAAGUCGGAGUUUCUAAUUGAAUCGGACUAAGCUUAAUAGAGCAUAGCUUGUAUCACAAAAUAAAGUAUGCCGAUCUUGUAAAUACGUGUAGUAGGCUAGUAAGAUACAUGUAAAAUCAAUGGACACGGAUUUAUCUUAUAAAACAGAAAAAGAAAAUGGAAAAAAAAAAUGAAAAUCAUUGUCAGUAUUCAUCAUUCAACUCAUCUAUGACCGCUGAAAAAACAAUCUUAGGAAAAUGUACUUAAAAUCUUAUUCUUCAGAAUAUAAAAUGUGUACAUAGUUUCAGUUGGUUUGAAAAAUAUUGAAUAUUUUGUUUCAGCUUCAAACUAUAAUUUUUAAAUAAUGAUAGUCUAAGAAGGACAUUUUUUUCCACUAGAACAGUUUAAAAGAAAUUGCAGCUUGAUUGUAUCUACAUUAACACGUUAUAUUAUAUUGUAAUAAUAUAUAACAAUAAUGCUGAUGACAACGGAAUCGAAAUAGAAUCAGUAAAUUGACAUUUAUAUCAU